Molecule: messenger RNA, 603 nt
Organism: Castor canadensis (American beaver)
Lineage: Eukaryota; Metazoa; Chordata; Mammalia; Rodentia; Castoridae
Product: V-set and transmembrane domain-containing protein 5
Biological process (GO): filopodium assembly; positive regulation of excitatory synapse assembly
Cellular component (GO): axon; dendrite; plasma membrane
Source: RefSeq, a predicted model, not a curated record
AUGAGGCCUGUGUGGUGCGGGAGCAGUAAGACCCGCGCCAUCUCCCUGGGGCUCUUCGCGCUCUGCCUGGCCGCGGUCCGCUGUCUGCAGAGUCAGGGUGUGUCGCUGUACAUUCCCCAGUCCACGAUCAAUGCAACCGUUGAAGAAGACAUCCUGCUCUCUGUUGACUACACUUGCCACGGGGUGCCCACCAUUGAAUGGAAGUACACGUCCAACUGGGGUGUGCAGAAGAUUGUGGAGUGGAAACCAGGGACUCCAGCCAACAUCUCUCAAAGCCACAAGGACAGAGUCUGCACCUUCGACAAUGGCUCCAUCCAACUCUUCCGUGUGGGCAUGAGGGACUCUGGCUACUAUGUCAUCACUGUGACAGAAAGCUUGGGGAGCAGUCAGUUUGGCACCAUCGUGCUGCACGUGUCUGAAAUCCUCUAUGAAGACCUCCACUUUGUUGCUGUCUUCCUUGCUUUGCUUGGUGCUGUGGCUGCAGUGUUAAUCAGCCUCAUGUGGGUUUGUAACAGGUGUGCAUAUAAAUUCCAGAGGAAGAGGAGACAUAAACUCAAAGAAAGCACAACCGAGGAGAUUGAACUGCAAGAUGUAGAAUGCUAG